CUUCAUUUUUAACUCUAAUUUUUUAUCCAAGGCCCUUGAUGCGUCAUAUCGAAACUUUCAAAGUCGUAUGAUUGUACCUCCCGGACACUCAGUUGCAAGCAUACCCAGCUCUUUGACGUUUCGUCGUCUGGCUAGCUAUCAUUCUAUCCACUCGCCACCACCACCACCAAGUAGCACAAAUGUUGGAUUUGGAAGUUUUAACCUGGCAGCCCAAGGUAUCAUCAUUAGAUUGUGAACACAACUUGUGUUGAAAUCACAUUUUUAUAGUAUCCGCUGCUUCAUUGAUUCAGUACGUUACUCAGGUUACUGACGCCUAAGAAAAGCUUAUCUGGUUAAUAAUCGGGUCCUGUUCAAAAAAUUGUCGAUGCCUUAUUUGUUGACGUGAUUAAUUUCAUUGGAGAUACUUUUAUGGCCAAUGGGCAGCUUGUACUUUUAUUCCCACUACUUACUUGAUGAUCUGGGCACAUUGAUCACAUGGUAUCCUUAGCCGCUCUUUACGUCACAGAUGCAUAUAAAAUACAUUGCACAUAUAACAUUAAAACUACUAUAGAAAUACAUGCAUGCAAGCAAGCCCUCGCCUUUCUUAAUAGCUGAAGUGUAUAAAUUCCACACUUAGUAUUUUAUCAUUUAAACGUGAAAAUAAUAUGGGAAAAUAUUAUUUUCUUUAACUAAAGAAUCAUUGAUUUUCCAAACCUAGAAUGUAGUUUUAUGUUAUUUGCCUUUCAAUUGGCUACAAUUUAAUGCAAACUAAAACGGUAAACGUUUUGAAACUUUGAUGUGAAGCUGGGGAAACUGAAACACUCGUUUUGCAGACAAAUAGUUUGCUAGAAAAUAGGGUAAAUAUAUAUUUGCUUUAUAGGCACAGGCUUUUACUUGAGUUUGAUUUUGGUCAAGCCACAUUUGCUUUAGGUAGAAGAUAAUUAUAAAUGAACAAUAUGAACAAUAAUAACUGCAGUUUCAUAAUAAAUAUGGUUAAACUGUUAAAUAUAAACUGUUAACUAAACUGUUUAUACGCCUUGCAAACUUUACAAACUUGUUUCACGGUUGACAGCCACUAAUUCAUGAAACUGCAGGCCUGUUUCCAGUUAAAAUAAAAAAAGCGUUUUGUACUUCUGUAAACUUUUAUACGUAAUUGAAAUUUGCAAAAUAUACUGAAAAAAACCAACAAGAUAGACUUUGCACUUCGCUAUGUUGCUAAAUACCUGGCUGUAUAAAUAGCCGAGCGGAAUUAGUACCCUCGCCCCAGGCUUACGCCUGGAGCGGCUUCGGAAUAAAACUGGACGAGAGAGGAUGAGGGGUGAUUUGAUGGAAAGCCACAAUCACAAUAUUUAUCCCCGAGCCAACGACGCGGAGCGCCGUUCCGGGCGUUAGCCCGGGCGAGGGUACUAAUUCCGCCCGGCUAUUUACACCCGGGGGAAAGAAAGCAUUAGCGAAGUCUAAAGUUCAUCAAUGAUCGUGGGCGUGUGACUAUGGUUCAUGGGUGGACCUCCUCACUGAUCUCAAAACCUAACUGGAAUUACUCCACAAUUUGAACUUAUUUAGUUUUAUUAAGUUAAAACAGUUUAUCGGCAAAGACGACAAAAGCAGUUUAGUUAUUAAAAUGAACAUUUCAAAACAUUUUACGAAGCGAUUCAGGUUAAAUUUUAAUUAAAUCAAAGCUCACAAAAUGCAAAAUAACAUACCUGCAGUACAUAAUUCGGAAAUUCAUUGUUGUAUAGUUAAAAGCAAUAAUCUUUCAACUAUUUUUGGCGUGUUGUUCAAAAAAAAAAAAAAAAAAUAAAUUAAAAUUGUCGUGUUGCCAUGAGCCUGCGUUCAGUGUUGAUCAAUUACUAAUACAGUACUCCAUGUAAGUCAAUGUUUGGAAAAUAUAGGCGAGGGCUUGCUGCAUUGAAGUAUUUCUAGUAGUUAAACUAAAUUAACUAAACUUCCACCAUCAUGUAUGAACAUGCGUAUCUGUAGUUGCCUGCCUAGGUUUAAAAAGGCUAACGAAAUGUUGAAUGUAUCCCACAAUUUGGAAAUGCCGUUGUUUCUAGUCGUGAAGUUUUAAUUUUCUUUUUAUUUUUCUUGUUCUUUUAGACAGUAAAGAUGAAUUUCGUCCGCUGAAGCAGGUCUAUAAUGAGGCUGAUGUCCCAGGUCAUGUCAGACAGUCCGCCUUUGCAGAAGGACAGAAUAGUGAGAAAUCAACACUUCGAAAUGAGCACUCAGAUCAUGGGGAUAACAUUCCUUUUAAACAAUCUUCUGGACAGUCAGACUCAGAUGUGUAAGUGCCUAAUAACUGUAUGUACAUAAAUUGCUGUAACAUUUGUACAACAAUCAAAUUGUAUGCAAAGAUAUUUCGUUAAAAAUUUCCUGUCACUGGUGCUUCCGGCGCUGCCAGGCAUUUUCUACCAGUAGUGCUAAACAGUCAUUGUUUUGAUCGUAGCUACAGUACCCGAAAGAAACUGUACCACAGUACAGUAAAUUUACUUGUUAAAUUACAAUAUAUUUGAAACUAUGGCUGUAUAACAUAACAACCUCGACAUGUUUAUAUAUUUAGCCAUGAUAUUUAACUGAAGCAUUCCGAGUAUUUUCUCGUGAGCUAGCAUAUCAAUCGUUUCAAAAAUUCAACACGCGCUAACAGUAGACGAUCCGCUAAUCGGUGUUCGGAAAGUAGCAAAAGUAGGGUCAAACAGAUUGUUUUAGGGUGGUGCUGGACUUCUUUACGACGGGGGGGGGUGCUAGAUAUCACUAGGUUGGUUGCGCAACCCCUGCACCCCCACGGUAGAUCCACCCCCUGUAGGAUGAAAAGUGAAAAUGAUCCCAUGUUUGAGUAUUCGCCGUACAGUGGCGGAAAUCUUGGUGGUGGUGGGGGGGGCUACCGUCCCCAUUUACGGAAAUUUGUCCGAAAUUUGAAAGUUUUGUCGAAAAUUUAGAAGAUUUUGCCCGUCCCCGGAAAAAUUGAAUUUCCGCCACUGUCGCCGUACAUAGGAAAAGUUGGUAUAGCGAAGUAAUAGGUGAAUGUUUUCUAUCAUUUAGUGAGUCAGGACGGUUAAAUGAAGAUGAAAGUGUUGCACUGUCAAUGAAUGAUCUUAAUCAAAUUCAUUUACCACGGGGUAACGUACAUGACAAAGGAACAAUUCACGUGUUGAAGGAUACGUCUACCACAGGUUUAUCCCAGCGAAACAAAGAAAUUGAAAUAAACGAUGAACAGCCAAAUCUGGGAUUUUCCAAAGAUACUGCGAGAUGUAUUCAAACUGAGAAAACAUCAGAGAAUUUAGAGGGUAAAAGCUCAGCAAGUAGGCUAGUAAAUGAAAGUGAUGAAAUUUUCGAAGCCCAGAAUAUUUCACCAACCUUAGUUGAUAGUGCAGACACUUCCUUGCACCAAACUGAGAAUCGCAUAACAGAAAGUGGCUUAAAUUCACGUAAUGUAGGGAAUUACCAGCAAGGUGUAGCAGUAAGACUCGCCGAGUUAUCUGUAAGUGAACCUUUAAAUAACAGGACAGGACUUAAUGCUUCUAAUGUGAAUCAAUAUUCGAAAGAAAGUACGCUAGAUGAUACUGAUGUUAGAAAAGAAGAAGAUGGUCUGACGGAGGCUGACAAAGGAAGACGUUCUAAAAGAUCAAGUACAUCAUCGGACAAAUCGCUAAGUCAUGGCUCUUUGCAUGAUAACUCACACACAUAUGGUAUGUUACCGUGUUCUGCAGUAAGACAGCGAGAUAACUCAGGUAACAUGCGAGAACAGAUUGAUGUGGGAACGCUAAAUAUGGAUAAACGCCGUCAUAGUACUGAACUUGAUAUGGCGGAGAUUGAAGAGCGAAGACGAAGAGAUACAGAGCAUUUUCAAGAGGAAGCUAAAGACUAUGACGUGGAGGACGCCAGCCCUACAAGGUCGUUGCGUAGUGUUGGAGGUGGAAGGUAAG
Messenger RNA from Paramuricea clavata, 3899 nucleotides. The record is from the annotation of a GenBank genome assembly. NCBI's taxonomy places the organism in Eukaryota, Metazoa, Cnidaria, Anthozoa, Malacalcyonacea, Plexauridae.